AUGACUAAACUCUUCAUCACCGGCGCCACAGGCUACAUUGGUGGAGACGCCCUGUACGCCAUCCCCAACACCUACCCAGACCUCGACAUUACCGCUCUUGUUCGCACCUCCGACAAGGGUGCCAAAAUAGCAUCUCAAUAUGCGAAAGUCAAGCUCGUCUACGGUGACCUGGACAACGCAGAGCUACUCACAACUGAAGCCGCCAAAGCUGACAUCGUUGUGCACACAGCCAAUGCCGAUCAUCAGGGCGCCGCAACCGCCAUCGUAGCCGGACUCGCCCAGAAGAAAACUCCAGGAUAUCUAAUCCACGUCUCCGGCACCGGAAUCUUAGCCACCGCGGAUGUAGAGCGCCAGACGUUUGGCGAGCAGACUGCUCACGUGUACGAUGACUGGGAUGGCAUCAAGGAAGUCACGUCUCUGCCAGAUAGUUUCGAUCACCGCGACGUUGACAAGAUCGUUCUUGCUGCUGCGGAAAGAAACUCUGGAAACGUCUUCACGGCCAUCGUCUGUCCGCCCUGUAUCUACGGCCCCGGUCGUGGCCCAGACAACCAGCGCAGCAUACAGGCCAACAAGCUCGCAAACGCUACGCUUAACCGCGGGAAAGGUUUCCAAAUCAACGCUGGUCAGAAUAUCUGGCACGAGGUCCAUGUGCAGGACCUUUCCAACGUAUUCGUUGGUCUCGUGACCGCAGCCCUACAACCGGGCGGUGGUAAAGCAACGUGGAAUGAGGAGGGCUACUACUUUGCGGAAAACGGUAGCUUCCAGUGGGGCGACAUAUCCCAUCAGAUUGCGAAGAUCGCGAAGGACAAGAAGCUCAUCGAGACUGCGGACGUUGACAUCCUACCUGUCGAGGAGGCAAACAAGUUAGUGAGGGGAGCCCGCUUCUUGUUUGGUACAAACUCGCGGGCCAAAGCUGUGAGAGCGAGGGAACUGCUAGGUUGGACGCCUAGACAGAAGAGUCUCAAAGAUCUGCUGCCCGAUGUUAUCGAGAACGAGGCGAAGGAUUUAGGGCUGAUCAAGGGACACGCGGAGAAAGUGGCCGCUUGA
Didymosphaeria variabile is the source of this 1047-nucleotide messenger RNA. RefSeq lists its product as uncharacterized. The record is from RefSeq and is a predicted model, not a curated record. The transcript has 2 exons. The coding region runs from base 1 to 1047 and encodes 348 amino acids. Lineage: Eukaryota; Fungi; Ascomycota; Dothideomycetes; Pleosporales; Didymosphaeriaceae.